AUGGCACGUUCACAUCUAUUCAAGGAUCUUCUGGGUUGUUGCUUUGGAAUUCCGUCACACGAAGGCCACAGAGACGACCGCGACAAUGACGACGCCAAAGAGAAUGGCAAUAAGAGUGCUGGAAAGGAGAACGGCAAACGCGGCUUCGACAACGGGAACCCAAACUUAUGCAUAACUUGCAGAAAAGUGAACUUCGAUUCACUAUUUAGGGACAAUAAGUGCUCGGUACAGAAGGUGCCGUGGGACAACCAUUGCUUCAAGAUUACAUCUCAUCAGCCGGGGUGCGGUUGCGGGCAAGAACUCGAAUGCUGGACUCUAGACAGUACCCGGCUAAUGGACCUCGGAGGCUUACCGGGCAGAUUAGAUAGCCAGAGACCGGCUUGUUCGUUCUGCGCUUUUCUGUAUCGGUGCCAAGUUCGCUUGAAUCUGGUUCCAACGAAAGAAGACUCAUCGUACUGGGAAAUAAUGCCGGCACUUUCACUGGGUAGCAUUCUGCUACGGGCACCGAGUGCUGGAAAAGGCAACACACCCUGGGUUGUACAAGACACUGCGUAUUUUGAAAUGCGUAAAAAUAAUAUGGGAGGCGAUCCCGAUGACGCGUCUAUGUCCCACCAAAUUUAUCGCGUGGCCGACAGUAGCAGCAAAACCUUAACACGAAACAAACUUGCUGGCGGUGGCCUUCUAGGAAGGAAACUUGAUCCUAUCUGGGUCAACUUUGGCCUUAUCGGCGAAUGGUUAACGCUUUGCCGGUCGACACAUUCUUGUUGCGAAGAAGUGGACGUAGGCAGUAUACCAGGACUUCUGGUUAUUGACUGCACCACGGGUCACAUCGUCCCCCUCCCAACCAAAGAGAAUGCUGCCAAUCGGGUGGAAAACUAUGUUACUCUCAGCUACCUUUGGGGCACAUUUGGUACAACCGACGGACCAGUUGUUCAAUCGAUCAAUUGUGAAGGUGGGAGCGGUCCUGGUCUCCCUACUCAGAUACCCCUAGCCAUCAGUGACGCGAUACGGGUCGUGAAGCAACUGGGAUACCGAUACCUGUGGGUAGAUAGGUACUGUAUCCCACAAGAAGACGGGGCCGCCAAGCACAUACAAAUCCUGAACAUGGGAAGGAUAUAUUCAAAUUCCAUUCUAACAAUCAUUGCCGCGGCUGGUGAUGGGCCGGAAUACGGACUUCCAGGCGUGAGUUCGCGAUCUCGUAUCGCGCAGGUGGGAGUGCAAAUCAACGAGGAGAUUUCUCUCAUACUGUACGAACCGCCAACGAAUCACAUCAUCGACUCUAAAUGGAACACCCGAGGUUGGACAUACCAGGGAGGGCUUUUGUCUAAGCGAAGGCUCGUCUUCACGGAUCUUAUGGUCUACUUUCAAUGUCAAGAGAUGCAUGGCGAUGAAGUACUGUCCCUUCCCAUUCCUGGACCAGGAGAGGCUUUUGAUAAAUUUCGUGCGCUUUCCUUUGAUAACUUGAAGGACUCUGGCAAGUUGCGGAUGGUGUUUCCGCGAACCAGCGAUUGGAAGAAUCCUUUGAUGGCCUGGAAAAGGAUCAGCGAAUACGGACCGAGAGAACUUGGCUACGACUCUGAUGCCCUGAACGCCAUCAGUGGUGUGAUGGAAAUGUACGCGCUCGCAAUGGGAGACUCGGCGUUUAAGCUGUUUUGUGGUUUACCUAUUCUGUCAAUUCGCUCGUGGGAGAAAUAUACCGGGUAUCAUCUUGACAAAAGCCGAGCAUAUUCUUUCCGCACAUGGUUUGAAGAUGACCAUCCGCACGGAAGAGCAUCGAAGGCUCAGGAGAUUGACGGCAAUAACCUCACUUACAGUCUGAUUUACAGUCUAACCUGGAGGCACCGAUGGGGCGUAUCUCCUGAGUCAAGUCCAGCCUGCUUAGAACAGGCCCGAAGAUCAAUGUUUGGCAGCUGGACAACGGCUGGUUGGAGAACCAGAAAUUUUUGUCCCGAUGUUAUCAGGGUUUUUGACAGUGGCCUGAGAAUCGGCGUACAGUAUAGUGAUGAACUUUUACUGGACUGGGAAGAUGACAACGCAAGGAUUCUCGAUCUGUCACGCAACGGAAAGAUACCCCUGAGUCUCAAGAUUAAGGGAGUGGUUAUGGAUGUGCAUAUGGAAUGGAACAGACGUCGUAUAUACGAUGACUCGGAGGGAUGGAUAUCUACAUGGCCUUUCGAAUGGAACAAGGAUCUUUUUGAGUCGCCCCGCUGGCUAUUUGAAAAGGAGGGUUCAGACAAAAAAAGUGACAAUGAGUUGCUUUUUUUGAUCGUGGGAUGCAACCAUUUUCCGUCAUUAAGGGAGACUGAAUUGAUAGGGAUGAUAAUCCGGCCGGUGACAAGGAUGUUAGAUGGACAGCCUCACACAUUUUACGAGAGAUUGGACAGUUACACAUUCGAACUGGAUGACAAACAAUGGCACCAAAUGGCCAGUUUGACAAGAGAGAUGGAGGUGCGGCUGAUAUAG
This is a messenger RNA of Neurospora tetraspora, 2463 nucleotides long. Its product is annotated as heterokaryon incompatibility protein-domain-containing protein. The coding region runs from base 1 to 2463 and encodes 820 amino acids. The record is from RefSeq and is a predicted model, not a curated record. The transcript has a single exon. Lineage: Eukaryota; Fungi; Ascomycota; Sordariomycetes; Sordariales; Sordariaceae.